CAGUUGCUGCUGUCACAGUUGCUCCUGGAUUCUACACAGUGCGGAUCUCUUCUUCACACUGCAAACAUGGAUCUCAAAGUGAUCGUAGUAGUCGCUCUGAUGGCGGUCGCCAUUCAUGCACCGAUUUCCAACGCCAAGCCCAUCAGCCUGGUAGAGAGAUGCUGGUGCCGUUCCACAGUCAACACAGUCCCACAGAGAAGCAUUCGCGAGCUCAAGUUCCUCCACACACCCAACUGCCCCUUCCAAGUCAUUGCCAAACUGAAGAACAACAAGGAGGUGUGCAUUAACCCAGAGACCAAAUGGCUUCAGCAGUACCUGAAGAACGCCAUCAACAAAAUGAAAAAAGCCCAACAGCAGCAGGUCUAAGAUGUCUGCCAGAUGACAAGGAAAUCUGACAGCCCACCGUCACAGAUAUGUACCAUAUAGUCCUCUGGCAUGCUUGCUGACCCAGCACUUAACCUGCCAAAUAUGCGUCCCAGUAAAUGAAAAGACCACCAGACCACCAUCGCCACCCAUGUAGUCUUCUCUGUUAGCGCCAAGUGCAAUUAUAUAUGUAUGACUGUGUUGUUUUUUAUUUUUUACGUAUGAUAUGUAUAUACAAUGUUUUUUUAUAUCGUCUCAAAAUCAGUAAAGAGAUAUUUUUGGAGUCCUGUUUGCUCCGUGUUUGUCGUGUUAUCUUGGGUUAGGCAGAAAAACAUUGGGACAAAGAGGUGUUUUGGAGCAAACGUUCAAAACUCUGAAAUAUGCACUCUUAAAAAUAAAGGUGCUUUAUCAGCAUUGACGGUUCUACGAAGAUACAUAGAACAUUUUCAUUCACCAAAUGUUUGUUUCCAUUAUUAACAUGUCCUUAAGACAAUGGAAAAAUAAUUAGGGGACCAAACAAGAGAAGUCAUUCCCUUUCGGAUUUCCAUGGCACCUUUAUUUUUAGGAGUGUACUCUAAUUUUAGAAGGAUUAUAUGAAGUUCUGAAAACUCAUAUGCAUGCAAGUGCUUUGACACAAAAAGAAGGGCAUUGAUUUUAUCUUUCAUUAUGUAUUUUACUAGUUCAUAAUUUAGAUAUUUGUAACAGCAUGUUAAAGUUAUACAACAUAUAUAGAGAAACAAAAAAAAAAAGAGUCACUUGUUUUUUGUGUUUUUGGAAAGGCAGGGUUACUUUGCCAAACAAACAUGAACUAUUUAGACCUCACAUAAACCCUAAUGUAUUUCGAAUGACUUUGGGGAAUGCAAUUGGCUUCACUUGAAGGGUCGAUUGAGAGUUUUGCAAUGCUUUGUAGGCAUUAAAUCAUCUGUUUUGUUAAUUGACCGAUCAGAGCGUGUGUAAAGAACUCAGCGUCACAACACACUGUUGCUUCACGCUCAGCAGAAUCAGGUCAUAAACAGAGACUGUCGAGCCUCAAAAGAACUCAAUUAACAAAGAAAAAAAGAACAAGUCGAAUAUAGAGAACUCUGAACGAGCGAAUUAAUUUACUCAAUCAUGAAAACUGAAUCUAAAGCAUUGUAGGUAUGAUAACCUUUAAAAAAA
Molecule: messenger RNA, 1521 nt
Organism: Danio rerio (zebrafish)
Lineage: Eukaryota; Metazoa; Chordata; Actinopteri; Cypriniformes; Danionidae
Gene: cxcl12a
Product: chemokine (C-X-C motif) ligand 12a (stromal cell-derived factor 1)
Biological process (GO): positive chemotaxis; chemotaxis; cell chemotaxis
Cellular component (GO): extracellular region
Molecular function (GO): chemokine activity
Source: RefSeq, marked validated